AUGUUGGGACGCCAAGGAGUCACAGGAAAAGCUGACUUUCCGAAGGGCAAGGUAGAAGACUUGGAUGAUGAGGAGGUGCAAAAGAUCGACCUCGCCAAGUUGAAGGAAGCCCAACAGCUGUCACGUGAACUCAUCUGGGCUGCAACCCGCACAAGGGUGGAUGUAGCAUACGCAGUGGGUGCAAUGGCCGGACGGCUGCACAAGGACCCUGAAAGAGCUCUGAAGAUAGGACAUCAAGUCCUGGACUACCUCAACAAGUUCCCAACGCUUGGGGUCAGCUACUCUCUAUGCAUCACCACCGAGCUGGAUGAAAGUCAGGUGCCACAGACCUUGGAUACCAUUGAGGUCUUUGCUGAUGUCUCCUACGCCCCUAGGUCAGAGUCAUACAAGUCAGGGCAAGGGAUUGUCACAACCCUUGGUGGUCAAACCAUCCAGUGGCACACAGGAAAACACACUCUCAUAGCCACAUCCACGGCGGAGGGCGAGUUGCUGUCCUACCAAGAGGCUCAGGUGAUGGGGGCUGGAGUGGAAGCCUUGAUGUUUGAGAUGGGCUUCAAUCCCAAGGUCAUCAUGUACAGUGACAACAAGGCCGCGAUCUCUUUGGCAGCCUUGGAAACGCGACGCUUGAGGAUUAGGGAACUGACAGAGCUGGCUGCAGACGGCCUCACGAAACCACUUGGCCGACAAGCCUUCAUGGACUUUGUGACGAAGACGGAGAUAGCUGAGGAGAAGAGAACUGUUUUGGAGCACCUCCAAGUCAGCAAGGUUGUCAGCAUCGAAAAGAACUUGCUCUGCGUGAGAGAUGCCUACCGGUUCACCAGUCCCACUUCCAAAGGUGGAGUUCACUCCAACUUCAAACCAACCAACUGUGAAUAUGAAGGCUAUGAGGGUGAGACGAUGUGCUCAACGAGGCUUGGCGGACAUCAGCUACAACGUGAUGGUUCUGGUGGAGGAGCGGCCGAGAGGUCAUGCCCGGUGGAUUCUACGAAGCUGGAAUCUGUGCGCUUCACGGUGAUCUUUCAUGGAGAAGGUCUUAGCAACAGAACGAUCCUGCAUGAUGAGUGGGAUUCGACACCGGAGCGCAUUGACUAUGGCGAGUGGAAGGGCUAUACGAUCUUCAAGAUCAAGGAGGAUGAGGAGCCAACUACGAUGGAUCGUGCAGGCUAUGGUGGAAGAGAUCCAGGUGAGUCGACAGCGACCAUUCGUGGCCAUGAUGCUCUACAUCCUCCACAACAACUAAUGGUGAGAACACCAACAGGUCUACAACGAGCCACACCGGAGCUGCAGAUGAUUGGUCGUCGCCAACCACGUCCUGCCGAAGCUCUACAAGGUCCAGUUUUCCUCCUCAAACUGCGAGAGGUCAGCGAGGUGGUCGAGACCCUGUUCUUGCUGAGGCUUCUGGACAAGUUCGAGGUUCUGGUCAUGCCAGAGGUUCUGCAGAAGUUCCAGGCGAUGCUCAUCCGCAAAGAAGCUCUUGGAUCUGGCUUUGCGGAUGGUCUUCUGAUGUCUGAUGACUAUGUGGCAGAAGAAGAUGACAGCUUUGAGCUGGUGACAUCACCGUCACCACCACGGCUCAGGUCUUUCAGGCUAUGUCAGAAUGUGGAGGUGGAGAGCUCUGUGGAAAGUGAAGAUGGAUCGCAGUCACCUACACCAGGGACAAGGUCAAUGUUGCCGUCUUCGCCUUCAAGCUCUUCAUCUACCGAGCUGAAGUUGGAUCCUGAAGCAGCUGAUUCGAUUGACCCACCUCGAGGACAACGUGGUGUCUGGGAUGAGUAUGUCCAGGCAACGCCAAAGACAAGGUCGAUUGGAACUCAGGUUGGAGCUUCAACAAGGUCGCCUCCGAGAGGAAACUCAUGGGCUGCUGCUACAUUGGAGGAGGUUCACAUCCUGAGGCAAGAGAAUCGGAUGCUUCAGCAGAAUCUGGAGCCAGGAGUGCUGGGAGAACAAUUCCCAUCGGCUGUGCAGUUGACAGAAGCUGCAAUGGGCUGGCGGCAUCACUACCGCACAGAGCCGAUUUUGAGGCUUGAAGGUGAGACGCUGGAUCGACCUGGAAUGAGGCCAGCAAAGACUGCGCCACCGGAAGCGCCUGUGAAGGAUUUGCCACCACGUUUUCAGUGUCUUCUCUCCUGUAGCACUUAG
Molecule: messenger RNA, 2139 nt
Organism: Cladocopium goreaui
Lineage: Eukaryota; Dinophyceae; Suessiales; Symbiodiniaceae
Source: the annotation of a GenBank genome assembly